Messenger RNA from Lycium ferocissimum, 2210 nucleotides. RefSeq names its product P-loop NTPase domain-containing protein LPA1 homolog 2-like. Bases 22 to 2151 code for a protein of 709 amino acids. The transcript is spliced from 7 exons. The record is from RefSeq and is a predicted model, not a curated record. NCBI's taxonomy places the organism in Eukaryota, Viridiplantae, Streptophyta, Magnoliopsida, Solanales, Solanaceae.
CGUUGUUGCUUGUUGUAGGAAAUGGCGGGGGAAGUGACGAAGGUGUUGUAUGUAGUGGUAAUAGAAGAUGAUGAGACGAGAGAGGAACGGAAAGAGUCGUCGUUGUUCAGGUAUACGCGUCCUGUUCUGCAGAGCACACUCCAGCUUAUGGGAUGCAAACCCCGACAUGCCUUGAAGAUUAGCGGAACAGUUUUUAAGAAGAUAAGAAGUGAUGAGUUGGUUUCUGCGGAUAGAGACCUGUCAAGAGAGGAUGAUUCAAAAGGACUUCUUCCGGACGAGGCUAGUAAUUACAUUGAUACAUGUUUGGAUAAAGUGGAUGAUAAAAGUAAGAGUAAGCCAUUUGAGUUAUACAAAAAGCGCACCACUAUAGUUGUCAGAAGAAAAACGUUUCUUGACGUCGUUUGCGAUGCUCUAACCGAAUACAAAUAUAUGGGACCAAAUCAGAGGGAUGACUUAGCUUUAGCUUGCAGGAUCCGAGAAAGAAAAGAAUCUGUAACCGUGCUAUUGUGUGGGACUAGUGGCUGUGGGAAAUCUACCUUAUCUGCUUUGCUGGGAAGCAGAUUGGGAAUAACAACUGUAGUGUCCACUGACUCCAUCCGACAUAUGAUGAGGAGUUUCGUAGAUGAAAAUCAAAACCCUCUACUUUGGGCUUCGACCUACCAUGCCGGUGAAUAUUUGGAUCCAGUAGCUGUUGCUGAAGCAAAGGAAAAAAUAAAAGCAAAGAAGUUAUCUGGGAUUUCAACUCCUCCGUUACGAAAACAAGACGGUGUAAAUGGCGUGACUGUUGGAAAAUCACCUCUUGACGGAUUUUCAAGUGUGAUCGAUGUGAUUAGUUCCAAACAAAUGGCAAUUGAAGGAUAUAAGGCACAGAGUGAGAUGGUAAUUGAUAGCCUUGAUCGAUUAAUCACUUCAUGGGAAAAGCAGAAUGAAUCAGUUGUUGUGGAGGGCGUUCAUCUAAGCCUUAACUUUGUCUUGGGACUGAUGAAGAAGCACCCUUCGAUCAUACCUGUUAUGGUAUACAUUGUGAAUGAAGAGAAACAUUUAAAACGCUUUGCAGUGCGUGCAAAGUACAUGACUCUGGAUCCUGCAAAAAAUAAGUAUGUUAAAUAUAUACGCAACAUCCGAACAAUACAAGAAUACCUCUGUAACCGAGCUGACAAAUAUUUGGUGCCAAAGAUUAAUAACACCAACGUUGAUAGAAGUGUGGCUGGUAUUCACGCAACAGUUUUCAGCUGCUUACGAAGGCGGGAGGCAGGGGAACAACUUUACGAUCCAAUUACCAACAUGGCUUCGAUCAUCGACGAGGAAUACCGGAGUCAGUGUGGUGCCAAUUGCAUGAGCUCUAAGGGGAUGUUUCAACUGAUCCAGAGACAAGGUUCUUCUAGGCAGUUGAUGGCUCUUCUGAAUGAUGACGGAUCAGUAGCAAAAGCUUGGCCAGUUAGAACAGAGACACCUAUGUAUGGACCCAUGCAUAUUGGUACAGCUGAACCUAUUAAUCUGCAAUUUGGCCACUUCGGGAUCAGUGCUUGGCUCAGUGAUACUGGUGGUGGUACAAGUCAUGCCAGUAGUUUUGAUGAAUCAAGGGGAGAGCUGACAGACAAUGGAAGUAGAUACUUUUCCUCUUGCUGCACCACUCCGAGGUUUUCUGAUGGACACGCGAAGGAGCUGAAAGAGGAACAAUCUGUACACGGUAGCGAUGAUGAUGAAGAGGUUUAUGAACCACCUGAGAUCGACAGUGAUGAGGAUCCAAGUGGUGAUGACUCCAGACACAUCGACAGGGAGUUGGAAGGCUCAGUGGACGAGGACUAUACCCAAUCAGACGAGGAGUAUGAUGAUCUUGCGAUGCUUGGCAUUCAAGAAAAUGCUUAUUUGAUGGAUGAUUCUGACAAAGACACAUACAACAAAUUCAAUUUGGAUGAUAUUGAGGAACAAAAGUAUAAACAGAAUACUGAUCACUUCAGAAGUAAAAGUGAAACGUUGUCCGAGUCACCUCUAGAUUUCUACUCUUCUCUCUUUGGAGAGAAGAACGAGAAGGAAGUGCCGACUUUUGGCAACAUUAGGACUAGAAAACGUUCCAACAGCAUUCCAACCCAUGCACAGAAUGGUGCCUUUACAAAUGUUUACAGUUUUUCUGAAGCAAGACCUAGAUAGUAUCUCAGUUUUAGCAAGUUCCAAUUUUGUCCAAGAACUUGCUUCAGUUUUUCAAUUGG